This is a messenger RNA of Echinops telfairi (small Madagascar hedgehog), 2409 nucleotides long. RefSeq names its product nibrin (gene NBN). The record is from RefSeq and is a predicted model, not a curated record. Gene Ontology annotation, biological process: double-strand break repair via homologous recombination; mitotic G2 DNA damage checkpoint signaling; telomere maintenance. Lineage: Eukaryota; Metazoa; Chordata; Mammalia; Afrosoricida; Tenrecidae. Gene Ontology annotation, cellular component: nucleus; Mre11 complex. Gene Ontology annotation, molecular function: damaged DNA binding. The transcript has 15 exons.
GUGGACGUUGCUUCCCGUCACGGGCCCGACCCGAGAACCAUACAGACUUUUGACUGGUGUUGAAUAUGUUGUUGGAAGGAAAAACUGUGACAUUCUAAUUAACAAUGAUCAAUCAAUCAGUAGAAAUCAUGCUGUGCUAACUGCUGACUUUUCUGGAACUAACCUGAGUCAGUCAGAUGACAUCCCUAUAUUGACAAUAAAAGAUAAUUCUAAGUAUGGUACCUUUGUUAAUGAGGAAAAAAUGAAGAAUUGUGUUUCCCAAACUUUGAAGACAGAGGAUAGAGUUACCUUUGGAGUGUUUGACAGUAAAUUCAGGGCUGUGUAUGAGCCGUUGGUUGCAUGCUCUUCUUGUUUAGAUGUCUCUGGGAAAACUGCUUUAAAUCAAGCUAUUUUUCAACUUGGAGGACUCUCUGUAAACAGUUGGACAGAAAAAUGUACUCACCUCGUCAUGGCAUCAGUUAAAGUUACCAUUAAAACAAUAUGUGCACUCAUUUGUGGCUGUCCGAUUGUAAAACCAGAAUAUUUUACUGAGUUUCUUCAAGCGGUUCAAUCCAAAAAGCAGCUUCCACAAAUUGAAAGUUUUUACCCACCGAUUGAUGAACCAGCUAUUGGAAAUAAAAAUGUUGACCUAUCCAGGCGACAGGAAAGAAGACAGAUCUUCAAAGGGAAAACAUUUGUAUUUCUCAAUGCUAAACAGCAUAGGAAAUUAAGUCCAGCAGUUGAUUUUGGAGGUGGGAAUUCUAGAUUGAUAACCGAAGAAAAUGAAGAAGACGAAAGUUUUUUUUUAACCCCUGGAACAUGUGUUGUUGAUGUAGGACUGACAAGUACACAGACGUUGCUUCCUGAUUCUCAAAAGAACUUGGCUCAGUCCAUUUUGAAUAUACUCACAAGGAAGGGUCAUAGACCUAUUCCUGAGUCAGAAAUUGGAUUGGCCGUUAUUUUCAUGAAUACGGAGAACUACUGUGAUCCUCUGGGCCGGCCCAGUACAGGAUUAAAACCAACGGCUCCAGGGCCAAGCCUUUCCCAAGGUUGGUCAUUCGAUGAAAAACUAAAGCCAAGGGUCACAGGAAACGCCACAACAUGUGCACCUGAUCCAGAAUCAGAACAAGCUGACACAUGGUAAAGUUUCUCAUUUUCUCCACAUUAGCUUGUCAACGAAUGCUGUUUCAGCAGAGAAAAUAGGGAUCCACGUGGUUUCAGCCACAGGUCUGAUCAAUCCUAUCACAGCAGUCGAGGAUGUGUGAAUUGUGUACUGAUUUAAAAUGCCUGGGUUGUUUUUUUUGCUUAUAGGGAUUUGGCCUAUGAAUAAAAAUCAAGUAUGCGAUUCAUCUAUGUUGGGGGCGGGGCGGGGAUAACUAUUGCUAAAAUAGCACUUGACUGGAUUCAAUUUCUGGUUUUGUUUUCUUUUUUUAAACGCAGGGAACGGGAUGAAGAGAAUUCAGAAAUGUCUUCAUUCAAAGCAGCAAGACUAGAAAUGUCUUGUUCUCUUCUGGAACAAACACAAGCAGCUGCACUCACAACCUGGAAAAGUACAAAGCAGCAUCUGCCUCAGAAUGAGUCUGGACAAAGAAAAUCAGAUCAACCUAAUGCGAAAAAUGUCACCAAUAAAGGCCUCCCUACAGAAAAGCUAAUAUCAAACAAAAGAAAAGAAAUGGAUGAUUUGGCCUUAGAAGAUGAAGUAUUAGAACAAUUAUUCAAAAACACAAAACCAGAGUUGGAAAUUGAGGCGAGAGUUCAAAAGCAAGAUGAAGGUGUCAAUAUUAGGAAAAAACCAAGAUUGACUGUAGAAUCAAAUGGCCUUUUGAAUGAUGAAGCGAUAUCAGAAAGUAGCAAAGUAUCUCAAGAGAAUGAAAUGGGAAAGAAAUGUGAAAUCAAGGAAGAAUCACUGAGGUCAAAAAAAGAAGAGCUAUCCAACAAUGAUGGAUGUCAGCUGGGUGAUGAGGUGCUUCCAAGGAAGAUGCUCCUGACCGAAUUUAGACCUCUGGUGGUUCACAACACAACCUCCAGAAAUCCAGCCAUUGUGAACAGCAAUUACAGUCAAUCAAAGAAUUUCAAGAAAUUCAGAAAGGUUGCAUUUCCUGGAGCAGGGAAACUUCCCCACAUCAUCGGAGGCUCAGACCUAAUUGCCCAUCAUGCUCAGAAGAACACGGAACUAGAAGAGUGGCUGAGGCAGGAAAUGGAGGUGCAAAAUCAACAUGCAAAAGAAGAGUCUCUUGCUGAUGAUCUCUUCAGAUACAAUCCCAAUAUGAAAAGGAGAAGAUAACAGCAUUUGUACAGAAGACGUGGAGAAACAUUUCCUGGCAAGCCGUUACUUCUUGCUUCCUGGGGUACAUGAACAUAGUGUAUAGAAGUUGAAAUGACAAAUAUUGAAUGGCCUGCAUUUAUUAAAUAAAAUAUACAAGAUUCUAA